GGGACGUCUUUGUCGAGAAUUGUUUGGGAGUCUCAAAACCUAUUAUACAAUAGUAGUGGUGGAUAACUUUCAAUUUAACAUUGAUGAAUUUUUUACAAUCCUAUAAAAAUCAAAUAAAUAAUUCGAUAGUCUAAACUUGUUUAAAUUUUACCAUAAUUAGACGAAUCGAAUUAAUUCCAUUCGAUUUCCCUACAUUCAGUUUUAAAUUUUUUUUACCCAAUUCGAAUUUUAUUUAGAAAAACCGGUUACCUGCUCUAUCCCAAUUUCAUAUAGAACUUUACUUAUAAUUUCCCACCACUCUCACUUUCAUAAUCUCCUGGAUAUAUCAAUAUUUAAUUCAUCUAGAUAUACCUAGUCUCUACGUAUUGCUGACGAAUACUUACACAAUCAGUUACCAGUUAUCAUCCUGUUUUGAGAUCUGUAACGCAAAUUCAGUGUUCAUACGUAGGGUUUCUUGUUUUUCCCUGAUUCGAAGAGCUAUGAAGGUUCAUCCGGCGCCAAAUAGGCGAAACAUCACUGUCCGGUACGAUUUUGGUUCGCAGUCUGGUGACACCGCUGCUAUCUGCCGUCAAAAGAAGCUCCGGCGACUCCCUCACAUCUUUGCUAAAGUACUCGAGCUUCCUUUUUACUCCGACGCCGAGGUUUCGAUCCAGGAAACGUCAGAUUCCUUGAAGUUUGUUGUCGAUACGGACGACGAUAUCGCCACCGACGUCGCGGCUCAUACUAUCGAGAUCUAUCCUGGCGUGACGAAAGUUGUUGUAAGAGGGACACGUGGUGUCGAUGAUUCUGGUGGUGGUGUUAAUCAGCUGGAGGUUGAUUUGUGGCGGUUUAGACUUCCAGAGUCUACGCAGCCGGAGCAUGCUACGGCAGCUUUUAGCGAUGGAGAGCUUGUGGUUACUGUACCCAAAGAUGUUAAUUUGGUGAGGAAUCAGGAAGUUUGGGGUGAAGGUAACGGAACUGGACGGUUUGUUAUGGUUGAUGUCUUGAUGAUCAUCGUCCUCAAUGAAUAUGUAUGUUGAUGUUGAUGAUGAUUCCUGCUUUCGAGCCUUCAAUUCCAUUUGAAUUAUGUGACCUAACUAUGAGCUUCUAUAAUGUUAAAGAUUUAUUGAGUUACAAAUGCUUCUAAUCAUCAUUGAUCGAAUCAUAAUCCAUUGUCAAUGUAUCUAACAACGAGCUUUAUCAUGCUAACUGUCUUAAUGAAGUCACUAGAAGUAUUUAUCCUUAAAGAAACUACCAUUUUGGUGAGGAUUUGAAACCUGUUGACUACAGAGCAAGUAUUUAUGAAUUAUGAUUAUUCUAUCAACACAAAUCCAGUAAGACCACUCAAAUUAGUGUUUCUUUCCCUUUGGGGAUCCUGUCAUCAUAAAGUAGCUAGAGUAUAUAUUCCUUCAAUAUCUAUCUCAUGCUCACCUUAGAGAUUCUGAUUCUCUGUAUAAAGUUGGCCUCAAUAAUUUCAUCACAAAAUAUGUUGUUUCUACUUUAUGUCAUAAACAUAAUUGU
This is a messenger RNA of Lactuca saligna, 1500 nucleotides long. The record is from the annotation of a GenBank genome assembly. NCBI's taxonomy places the organism in Eukaryota, Viridiplantae, Streptophyta, Magnoliopsida, Asterales, Asteraceae.